UUUGGUAUUAUAAGCCAAGAAAGCCAAAACCUUCAUCAACAUCGCCAAAUAAAUUUUGGAUUAUCCUUCACAACUGCUACAAGGAUUAAAACUUUGAAUUGAAUUUUUAAAUCGUUAUUCCAGAAAUAAAUCCAUUCAGAAAUAUGACCAGUCUUAAAGUUAUUCUACUUUUGGCUUUGAUCGGCUUGGCUUAUGCCACUCCAGGAGGCUUCUUUGGCAAACAUGAACAUCACACCAUUCACGUGCCAUACAAAGUUCACACCAUCCAUCAUCACCAUGUCAAGAAGGUGCCCGUCAUCAAGGAGGUUGUGAAAGAGGUGCCCGUCGAAAAGUUGGUCGUCAAAGAAGUUGUCAAAGAGGUACCCGUUGAGAAAAUUGUCCAUGUGCCCGUUGAAAAGAUCGUCCAUGUGCCCGUGCAUGUACCCGUCCAUGUUCAUCAUGAAGAUCACCAUGGCGGUUAUCAUGGUGGCCACAGCAGCGAAUACAUUGUCAGCAGUGACUCUCACAAAGGCUGGUCCUCAUCUGGAUGGUAAAAUAAUUAGUCAAUAGAGAAAUCCCUAUUUUAGUCCCAGUAUUUGUUUCGUUUUCCUCUCCACCACCACCACCACUACUA
Messenger RNA from Musca domestica (house fly), 613 nucleotides. RefSeq lists its product as uncharacterized. The transcript has 3 exons. The coding region runs from base 144 to 533 and encodes 129 amino acids. Lineage: Eukaryota; Metazoa; Arthropoda; Insecta; Diptera; Muscidae. The record is from RefSeq and is a predicted model, not a curated record.